Molecule: messenger RNA, 1263 nt
Organism: Ustilago hordei
Lineage: Eukaryota; Fungi; Basidiomycota; Ustilaginomycetes; Ustilaginales; Ustilaginaceae
Exons: 1
Coding region: 1-1263 (420 amino acids)
Biological process (GO): ribosomal small subunit assembly; rRNA processing
Cellular component (GO): UTP-C complex; CURI complex
Molecular function (GO): RNA binding
Source: RefSeq, a predicted model, not a curated record
AUGGGCAAGACCAAGAAGCUCACUCCUUCAAAUGAGCCCUCGGUGGCGAGCAGCAUAAAGAAAACCAACGAAGCAUCCAUCAUGCUCGCCAACGGCUUCCUCGCCGUACCCGUAACCAUCCCACAUAGCAAGCUAAGCAAACCCGUCGGCGAGGUCAAACACUGGAUCUAUGUUCGCAAGCACACCUCAUCAUCCAGUGCUUCUGCUUUUGCGUCUACGUCCAAACUCAGAGACGAGCUACCAUCGGAACGAACGCUUUUCAUUGCGAAUCUGCCGACGGAUACAACAGAGUCUCAUUUGCGAGAGGUGUUUGCCAAAGCAGGUAACAUUUCGACUGUCAAGUUCAGAAGGCAGGUUGCGAAGGAGGAAGAGGAAGAUGAGAAGGAGGAGAUGGGUGAAGGUGAGGGUGAAUCCGACGACGAAGAUGAAGAGGAGGGCGAUGAGGCGAUGGAAGAGCAUCACCAACUAGCAGCAGCACAGGGUAAAAGUGGAAAGAAGAAGAAAAGUUCUCAGCAAGGCGCGAAGAAGAGUCGAGUACCACGCAUCGUUCCUCUCCCGAGUUUGGAUCCGAGGGAAGCAAUGGGAUCGCAAUUGUUCCUCUCCACCUCUUCAUCAGCACACGUGAUGUUCCUCGAUACCCCCUCUUUCACCCGCGCAAUCGACUUGCUCAAACAAGGUAUCAAAUGGAUUGAUCCGUUCCGAUCGCUUCGCAAAGAAGCCGAAAAACAAUCCCUCCUCGAUACCCAAGACCCCUCAAAGCAUGCAAAACGAGCAAACACAAACACAAGCGCAUCCUUCCUCCUCUCCGCCGGUGCCGGUAUCCCACCAACCGGUCUCUCCUAUCUUCUCGAUCAGUACCACCUCUCUCGUCCUUCCCUCCCCUCCAUCCAAUCCUGGGCCAACUCUCGCAUUGCACUAUAUCAAUAUCGCAAAGCUCACCCACUCCCACGCAAGAUCGGCGUUCGAGGCGUCACCAUCGGUCCCUCAGGCGAGCUUUUGGACGAAGACGGUUUCAUCAUCGUCCAACGUUCUGGAAAAUACGGCCGCGCGGGGGCUUCAGCGGUGGGUGGAGGUAGCGUUGGAGUUGCUAAGCAUGGGUUUAAGGAGAAUACGAAGAAGAAAUCGGUCGGUUUGGAAGAUUUCUAUAGGUUCCAGUUGAGAGAGAAGAAGAGAGAACAGUUGGCGGAUUUGAGGGCAAAGUUCGAAGCGGACAAAGAAAAAGUGGCCAAACUGAAGGCUGGGAGAAGGUUCAAGCCGUACUAA